Molecule: messenger RNA, 766 nt
Organism: Gastrolobium bilobum
Lineage: Eukaryota; Viridiplantae; Streptophyta; Magnoliopsida; Fabales; Fabaceae
Product: non-specific lipid transfer protein GPI-anchored 7-like
Exons: 3
Coding region: 116-586 (156 amino acids)
Source: RefSeq, a predicted model, not a curated record
CUGCACAACAACCAAACCGCGUACCAAACAAAACCAAGAAGAAAAACAGAGAAAGGGAAAAGGGGAUCCAGAAGGUGAGAAAUUAAUUUCCCACAGAAUCAACAACAACAAAAAAAUGGGUGGGUGGAGCAUGUCGUUGCCGUCGUUGAUGGUGGGUUUGGUGUUCAUGAUGAGUGCGAUGAGCUUAACAGAGGCACAAUCUGAUGGCACCAGCACCACCUGUGCUUCGGACCUAAUUCCAUGUGCGAACUACCUUACUACCCCUAACCCACCCGCUUCUUGCUGCAAUCCACUCAAACAAACAGUUGCAACCCAACUUCCCUGUCUUUGCAACAUUUUCUUCACUCCUGGUUUGCUUCAAGGUUUUAAUAUCUCUGUCGAUCAAGCUCUUCAACUUAGUCGUCGCUGUGGUGUCACCAGUGAUCUCAGCAGCUGCAAACAGGCUGGGGCAGCUUCACCUUCUGCGUCAUCGGUGCCACCACCACCAGCUACCAAGGGAUCAGGUGAUAAUGGAGGUGCAGGCAGAGUCUCAUUCACCGGGCUUUCUUUCAUACUCUUAUUUUUGGCAACCAUGCUGUUUAAUUAGGAAGGUGGCAGAUUACAUUGAAGAAACCUCUACUAUUUUGAAGUUAUCUAUGUAUUUCUAUACAUUGGCUGCUCAGUUGUUUGAUUGCAUUUGCUUUUCUUUUUUUAUAUAUAUAUAUAUUGUUUUAGAAAACCUGAUUCAUUUGAAUAAAAAGUUCAUUUAGUGACAGUGCAUUGUUCU